Messenger RNA from Drosophila ficusphila, 1982 nucleotides. RefSeq names its product caspase (gene Drice). The transcript has a single exon. The coding region runs from base 248 to 1261 and encodes 337 amino acids. Gene Ontology annotation, cellular component: cytoplasm. The record is from RefSeq and is a predicted model, not a curated record. Lineage: Eukaryota; Metazoa; Arthropoda; Insecta; Diptera; Drosophilidae. Gene Ontology annotation, biological process: proteolysis; apoptotic process.
CUAUGUCGGAUUUUUUAACUGCUCACCACGGUCAUACCGAUUUUAAGAAUAAAGCAAAAGCCACAGAAUUACCUGGCUGCAAUUAGUUAACCACUAGUUGUCUUUGUUGCACGUAAACACGGACUUUCCCCAGAAUUAAAAAAAUUAGCCAAAGUCGUGCAGUUGUAAUUUCUAAGAAUCUUUAAAAACCAGUUUCGAAGUGUUUGUGACUCAUCAGUUUUCGCAGGCUCAAGGAGAUAAUUUCGUCAUGGACGCCACAAACAAUGGAGAAUCGGGCGAUCAGGUUGGCAUAAGGGUGGAAAAUACCGAGAAUCCCAAUGAUCACACCGAUGCUCUAGGCUCCGUUGGAGGAUCAGGAAGCAGCGGACUGGCCACAGGAUCAUCACAUCUUUAUGGGACUGGAGCUAUUGGGCAGUUGGCCAAUGGUUACAGUUCUCCCUCAGCAAGCUACCGCAAAAAUGUGGCAAAAAUGGUCACCGAUCGACAUGCUGCCGAGUAUAACAUGCGACAUAAGAACCGUGGAAUGGCCCUGAUUUUUAACCAUGAGCACUUUGAGGUACCCACCUUGAAAUCCAGGGCAGGAACUAACGUAGAUUGUGAGAAUCUCACUCGAGUGCUCAAGCAGCUAGACUUCGAGGUCACGGUUUACAAGGACUGUCGUUACAAGGACAUUCUAAGGACAAUAGAGUAUGCAGCUUCGCAGAAUCACGGUGACAGUGAUUGUAUUCUGGUAGCCAUCUUAUCGCACGGAGAGAUGGGAUACAUUUAUGCCAAGGACACGCAGUACAAGCUGGAGAACAUCUGGAGCUUUUUCACCGCCAACCACUGCCCUUCUUUGGCCGGAAAACCCAAGCUCUUCUUCAUCCAGGCCUGCCAGGGAGAUCGAUUGGACGGUGGAGUGACCAUGCAGCGAAGCCAGACGGAAACCGAUGGCGACUCCUCAAUGAGUUACAAGAUUCCCGUGCAUGCCGACUUCCUGAUAGCCUACUCCACGGUUCCAGGAUUCUAUUCGUGGCGCAACACCACCCGCGGAAGCUGGUUCAUGCAGAGCCUGUGCGCCGAAUUGGCAGCUAAUGGAAAACGUUUAGACAUUUUGACCCUGCUCACCUUCGUCUGCCAACGGGUGGCCGUCGACUUUGAGUCCUGCACCCCGGACACACCGGAGAUGCACCAGCAAAAGCAGAUCCCCUGCAUAACCACCAUGUUAACGCGCAUUUUGCGUUUCAGCGAUAAGCAGUUGGCUCCAGCUGGACGGGUUUGAUGGCUAGUGGAGUGGUUUGUUCGCUGGCUGCGGCGAGGUGUGUGAUAAAGAAGGAAAGGGGUGGUACUCUUAAUCGAGUCGCAAUUAAGAUAAAACUACAUUGGCUAUCGGCCCUAGCUGCAUAUUUUUAUAAAACACUUUUAUACUCUGGCCAAAUGCUUGCUUCUACUGUCCAUUUAUUUCACUUAAGCGCAAUGUAUUUUUCAAUUGUCAUUUUUUCUUGUCGCGUUUACCCGUCUUUAUUUAUAUUAGGGUGUGUAGAUUUAUUAAUAAAAAAAACCUGAGAGGCAUAAAUUUGCAUUUAAACUAUGGCCAUAUCAAAAAAUUAAACCAUUAGUAUUUUAGGACAAAAAUGUUGUGAAAAUAUCGAUCUCGAAGUUCAAAAUUAAUAUUUGAAUCUUAUUAAGGACAAAAUUCUUUGCAUUUACCCAGCAAAUAAAUUUCGCCUCUUUAGUUCUUCUUCAGGAAUGUCGAACCACCCUUAUCUAUAAACAGACUACUCUCUUUUUUUAAAUGUUUAUACACAUAAAUAUCUUUAUAUAUUAAGCAUGUGUGUCAUGAUCGUCCAAAACAAAUCCAAACGAUUUUAGCUUGUAGUUGAGAAUUUUAUGAACAACAUGUACUAUCUCUUUAUACAAUUUGUACUCUUAUAUAAUACACAUUAGCAAAUGUUUUCCUUUCAAGUUUUCCGCUAAUAAAAACGAUCGAAAACAAUGGAAAA